CAACGCAGACAUCAAUUCAUCAGUUUUAGUAUUUCUAAUUUCUCGUAUCUUGGUAUUUAUGAUUAAAAUAAAUUUCGUAGUGUUUCGGGUAAUAUAUUUUAAAGCUUAAAGUAGUUAAUAAAUUUAAGUUUAAUUUAUUGGUUUCCAAAUAAUUAUUAUAACUUUUAACAUGGAUUGGAAUAAAUAUUUGUGCAUGAUUUGGGUAUUCUCAUUUCUAGUAUUACCUAUUUUAGCUAAAGAUGCAAGUAAAUCUAAAGAGGAACUUGGAACUGUUAUUGGAAUUGAUUUGGGUACAACAUAUUCAUGUGUUGGUGUUUAUAAAAAUGGACGUGUUGAAAUUAUUGCUAAUGACCAGGGUAACCGAAUCACUCCAUCAUAUGUUGCUUUCACAGCAGAAGGUGAACGUCUUAUUGGUGAUGCUGCGAAAAAUCAACUUACAACAAAUCCUGAAAACACAGUAUUUGAUGCUAAGCGUCUAAUUGGACGUGACUGGUCUGACAAAAAUGUCCAGCAUGAUGUUAAGUUCUUCCCAUUUAAGGUCAUAGAUAAAAAUUCUAAGCCUCAUAUUCAAGUUGAGACUACUAAGGGCACUUCUAAAGUAUUUACACCAGAAGAAAUUUCUGCUAUGGUAUUAGGAAAAAUGAAAGAAACAGCUGAAGCAUACUUAGGAAAAACUGUGACACAUGCUGUUGUUACUGUUCCAGCAUAUUUCAAUGAUGGUCAACGUCAAGCUACCAAAGACGCUGGAGCUAUUGCUGGUUUAACUGUUAUGCGAAUUAUAAAUGAACCUACAGCUGCUGCUAUUGCUUAUGGUUUGGAUAAAAAAGAAGGCGAAAAGAAUGUACUUGUGUUUGAUUUGGGUGGUGGUACUUUUGAUGUAUCAUUAUUGACAAUUGACAAUGGUGUAUUUGAGGUAGUCUCUACAAAUGGUGAUACUCACUUGGGAGGGGAAGAUUUUGAUCAAAGAGUUAUGGAUCACUUCUGUAAAUUAUACAAAAAGAAACACGGCAAAGAUAUUACAAAAGAUAAAAGAGCUGUACAAAAAUUAAGACGUGAAGUUGAAAAGGCUAAACGUGGUUUAUCUGCUAGCCAUCAAGUGCGUAUUGAAAUUGAAAGCUUUUUUGAAGGGCAUGAUUUUUCUGAGCCCCUUACAAGAGCUAAAUUUGAAGAAUUGAACAUGGAUUUGUUCAGAUCUACAAUGAAACCAGUGCAAAAAGUAUUGGAAGAUGCAGACAUGAAUAAAAAAGAUAUUGAUGAAAUCGUACUAGUAGGAGGCAGUACAAGAAUACCAAAAGUCCAACAAUUAGUAAAAGAAUAUUUUAAUGGAAAAGAACCAUCUAGAGGUAUCAACCCAGAUGAAGCCGUUGCUUAUGGUGCUGCUGUACAAGCUGGAGUUUUAUCUGGUGAGCAAGAUACUGAUGCUAUCAUCCUUUUGGAUGUUAAUCCACUCACAAUGGGUAUUGAAACUGUCGGUGGUGUAAUGACUAAGUUAAUCCCUCGUAAUACUGUUAUUCCAACCAAAAAGAGUCAAAUUUUUUCAACUGCUGCUGAUAAUCAAAAUACUGUUACAAUUCAAGUAUUUGAAGGAGAAAGACCAAUGACUAAGGACAACCAUUUACUUGGGAAAUUCGAUUUAACCGGCAUUCCACCAGCACCUCGUGGGGUACCACAAAUUGAAGUUACUUUUGAGAUUGAUGCUAAUGGUAUCUUGCAAGUUAGUGCAGAAGACAAAGGAACUGGUAAUCGAGAAAAAAUUGUUAUCACCAACGACCAAAACAGGCUAACUCCUGAUGAUAUAGAACGUAUGAUAAAAGAUGCGGAGAAAUUUGCUGAUGAUGACAAGAAAUUAAAGGAACGAGUUGAAUCUAGAAAUGAACUUGAAUCUUAUGCAUAUUCAUUAAAGAAUCAAAUUGGAGAUAAAGAAAAAUUAGGAGGCAAAUUAUCUGAUGAAGAAAAAACUAAAAUGGAAGAAGUCAUUGAUGCCGCAAUCAAAUGGCUUGAUGAAAAUCAAGAUGCUGAUCCUGAGCAAUAUAAACAACAAAAAACUGAAUUAGAAAGUGUUGUAAACCCAAUAAUAUCGAAACUGUAUGCUAGUACUGGUGGUGCACCACCUCCCCCACCAGCCGGUGAUGCUGAAAAAGAUGAACUUUAAGAUGUUAUAAUACCCUAAAGAAUCUUGUAUAUAAGACUGCUGCAGGCUGCUGAAGUUUAUUCUUUUAAGAUUAUUAAAGCAGUUAGGUUACAGUUAGCUAAUAUUAAAUUUUUUUAUUUUGUUCUAAUUUAUAAUUUAUUUAUAUCAUUUUAUAAAUGAUGUUAAUAACUGUUUCUUAUAAUUAAUUUUUUUUUUACUUUUUGUGUCAUUUAUUUACAAAUUAAUACAUUUUCAAACUGUUUAUUAUUUAAAAAAAAGAUUAAUUGUAAAAAAUUUAAUUAAAUAUAAUACAUUUUUGUACAAAUACACAUACACAUAUUAUAUAAAUAUGUGUGUGUAUAUUAUAUAUAUAUAUAUAUAUAUAAAUAGUUAAAAAUCUUAAUAAAAACAAAAUUUAUCAUACACAAA
This is a messenger RNA of Daktulosphaira vitifoliae (grape phylloxera), 2560 nucleotides long. RefSeq names its product endoplasmic reticulum chaperone BiP (gene Hsc70-3). The transcript is spliced from 5 exons. Gene Ontology annotation, molecular function: ATP-dependent protein folding chaperone; misfolded protein binding; ATP hydrolysis activity. Gene Ontology annotation, cellular component: cytoplasm; endoplasmic reticulum chaperone complex; membrane. Gene Ontology annotation, biological process: cellular response to unfolded protein; protein refolding; endoplasmic reticulum unfolded protein response. Lineage: Eukaryota; Metazoa; Arthropoda; Insecta; Hemiptera; Phylloxeridae. The record is from RefSeq and is a predicted model, not a curated record. Bases 170 to 2152 code for a protein of 660 amino acids.